CGUUCGUACACUCAUCUUCAGCGGUCAUCCCUCCAUAAAUUGCUCGUCACUCGUUUCCACCACCCGGAGGCUGUAAACAAGCUAGUAUUCCAGCGUAACUAGCGAUCUCUGUUUUGCGAAGAUGCAGCCCAUGCCCAAUCGGCUAGGACUUGGACUCCGACCGCCCAUACCGUCCUAUGGCCAAGGUCCCUCGAUGUCAGCUCUCGCACAGCAACAGUAUGGGGUGCACCACCCACAAUUCGUGCCGCCACAACCCAGAGCAACCACGCUCUUUAUUGGUUCGAUUUCUGGUGGUAUCACGGACGCUUUCCUGAAUUCAUUGCUCGGAGCAUGUGGCGCAGUAACCUCCUUCAAGCGUCUCAUAACCCCGGCCAACAAGCCACAAGGAUUCGGUUUCGCAGAGUUCCAAGACCCUGAUGGUGCGUUGCGAGCUAUGGGAUUGCUCAAUGGCGUAGAGUUACCUGCGUUGGAGGAUGGGUGCGUAAACAAAAAACUGCUGGUCAAACCAGACGAGAAGACGAAGAUGUUCCUGGACGCGUACCAGGCACAGAAAAUGGCGACACCUGCGGACGAAGAGCUGACGCGAAGUGCGAAAGCAAGGGUCGACCAAUUCCUUGCUGACAUCAAUAAGCAGUCACAAGAAGCAGCAAGCAACGGUCUGAUCGACAAGGAGAAGUACAUCAUCCCUCCCCACCUGCACGACCUGCAAGAGGCAGAUCUUCCAGAGACGCAGCGGGGGCUCGUGAUGACCGAGAUUGCGCAGUUCCGUGAGCGCGCUGCGAAGCGGGAGCGAGAGAAGAUGCGAGAGACACAGCAGGCCCUGCCGAACAUCCUCGCUGCACCAAGCGGGCCCAAACAGCGUGAAUGGGGCAAACCACAACUGCCGGGCCAGCAGAUAUCGCCGUCGCCCGUUGGCGCUGGCUCGACUCCGCAGGGAUUCGGCAAGGGCGCGCAAGGCUACAAUAAGCCUGUUGGUUUUGUGAAGGCGGAGUCGGACAGGGACUCGCCUAUGCCAGAGGCCAGAGUGUUCAGUACACCUGGAAAGACGGACGAGGAGCUCGAGGAGGAGAGGAAGCGACAGCGACGAAGAGACGAAGAGGAGUCGUACCGAGACCGAGAGAAACGGUACGAACCUAGGGAACGAGCGCGUAUACAAGCGUUGGAACGUGCGAUUCUUCGUGAACGCGCUACUAAGGAGGCAGAAGAGCGUGAUCGCGUCGAGAUGCGGUCGCGGUUGGCCGUGUGGGACGAUGACGAGAGCGACGAGCUGUUCUACACCGACAGAGCACGAUGGCGAAACAUGCGGACUCGGAGACUGGCCGCGGAACUGGCCUCGGAUGAGGACUCGCGCCUAUACGAAGAGCGCGAAACCGAUAACCUACGCAAGGAGUCAGAAGCCUUCCUCGCACGGCAGAUGGACGAGAUGCAGGCGCUGCAGGAGGAGCAGCGCAAGGCGGGUCUGCUUCUUGAAGACGGUGCGCCUGUCAAGCUCAACGUCUUGCUCGGCGGGGGUGUUCCGAAGCAAGAGACCGGCCCGAAGGAGAAGGCAACGGUGUUCGGUCAGGAGGAGGAGGAAGAAGAGAGUCUGCGUAAGCGGAAAGUGCCUCUUCCUAAGCUGGAUCUCGCAGAGGGCGGAGAGAAGGCGAAGGAGCGGCUGGAGAAGAUCAAGGCAUCCGUGCCGAGGGAUAAGGAGACCUUGUUUAAGGCAAAGGUGCGGUGGGACGGCCUGUCAGAUCUUAUGAUUGACCGGAAACUGGAGCCGCUGGUGAAGCGGCAGAUGACCAAGUACCUAGGCGAGCUCGAAGACGACGACCUCGUCAUGUUCGUGCUCGAGCAUCUCAAAGACCACAAAGGUCCCCAGAAGCUUAUCGAGGGCCUCGAGCCGGUCCUCGAGGAAGAAGCAGUCGAGUUUAUCGUCAGCAUCUGGCGACAAAUCAUUUUCGAAAGCAUGGCAUACGGCGAAGGUCUACACACGGAGCGGAUGAUGGCCGACUGAUCAUACAUCUCAAUCCCCAACCUCCGGAUUUGGGAUGACGGGUAGCGCCUCUUGCGAGCGAGGCAGGUGCGUUUGCGUAGUAUUCACUAUUCUUCACUAAAUGUAUAAGAUCGCCAUCAUGCUAUGAUACUUGUAAUGCUCAACGGCCUCGAUGUGUCUACGGUUGGAUAGCUGGGGGUGGGAAGCACGUUGACGAUCGUGAUACGGGCCAGCCCUCCUCAGACCUCGUUG
This is a messenger RNA of Fomitopsis serialis, 2227 nucleotides long. RefSeq lists its product as uncharacterized. Gene Ontology annotation, molecular function: mRNA binding. The transcript has 8 exons. The record is from RefSeq and is a predicted model, not a curated record. NCBI's taxonomy places the organism in Eukaryota, Fungi, Basidiomycota, Agaricomycetes, Polyporales, Fomitopsidaceae. Gene Ontology annotation, cellular component: spliceosomal complex. Gene Ontology annotation, biological process: mRNA processing. Bases 122 to 1996 code for a protein of 624 amino acids.